Messenger RNA from Patella vulgata (common limpet), 5333 nucleotides. RefSeq names its product ran-binding protein 3. Gene Ontology annotation, biological process: protein export from nucleus. The record is from RefSeq and is a predicted model, not a curated record. Gene Ontology annotation, cellular component: cytoplasm; nuclear pore. The transcript is spliced from 19 exons. Gene Ontology annotation, molecular function: GTPase activator activity. NCBI's taxonomy places the organism in Eukaryota, Metazoa, Mollusca, Gastropoda, Patellidae. Bases 34 to 1692 code for a protein of 552 amino acids.
UACCACGUGACUAGUCUAAACAUAACAGGAAAGAUGGCGGAUAUUGGUGCAGCCGAUUCUGCCAUACCUGGUGAAGACAAUAAACAAGAAUCCAAAACAUUACCUCAAGAUGAUAACUCUCCAUCCAGUUCUGGUUUACCAGAUUCAGAAUCAAGUGACCAGGCAACUAAUUAUGUGAUACAAUCUGCAAGUUCACCAUCUGCCUUUACUUCAUCUGACCAACAGCCAAAAAAUGGUGCAUCAGUUUUACAACCCUCAAAAUUAGCAGGCAAUUUUAGACCUGGUGUACCCUCUUUUGGUGGGGAAAGCAAUAUAGGAGGUUCAUUUGGUACCAACCCCUUUGCCCAGAACUCUCCUAGUCAUGUUGAGACUGUGUCUGAAGGUGUUAUAGCUCCGAGUAAGUUUUCCUCAUCUCCCAUGGCCAAUCGGUUCGGUUCAGGAGAAGCGGAAUCCGAUGAUGAAAGAGGUUUUCGUGGGUUUCGAUCUGUUUUGGCACCAUCUAAAUUGGGUUCCAAAAACAAAGAGGACAACAGACAUAGAUUUCAGUUUCGUCCUUCAGUACUUUCUUCAAAAGUUGAUUCAUUAACGAACAAAGAAUGUGGUGUUGCCAGUAGUAAUUCGGUUUCACCAGUAUCGUCAAUACUCAAACCAGCAACAUUACCAGAUCCUAGAUUAACUACUGACAGUUCAGGUUCUGAUAAUGAAGCCCAAGCCAAGUCUGUUUCAUCUAGCGAUAGUAAAACAUCUAGUGUAAAUGAUAACACUGGAUCAACAUCAGUUAUAUCUAGUACAGCACCAGAUGAAGCAUCCAAGGAAAACCAUUUUACAGGUUUACCUGAAUCACGGUUACCUAAUUCCACUUCAAAUCUAGGAAGUUCUGAUUUUGUUUUUGGUCAAAAUUUAUCAAAUCGAGUUACGGGAGUUUCAUCAACUAAUGUUAAUGAUGAUGGUGGACCUGGCUUUUUAUUUGGAGAAAGUUUGGGUGAAAGAGUUAAAAAUGGUGAAGAAGAAAAGAAAGAUGAACCUGAUAGUAAUGAAACAGUUUCUAGUCCAGAACGAAAUCAAACUCUGGCUGAAUCUGCGCGUGAAUAUCAAGCUAAACAAGAAAAUAAACCCGAUUUAAAGGAAGUAGAAGUUGUAACAGGUGAAGAAGAAGAGUCCAAUGUAUUACAGGCUACAGCCAAAUUAUAUUUAUUUGAUGGCGAUAAUCAAACAUGGAUUGAGAGAGGUCAAGGAUUAUGCAGAUUAAAUGACAUGACAUCAAGUGAAGCGGAAUCAUUUCAAUCCAGAUUAAUUAUGAGAACACAAGGUAGUCUACGUGUUAUAUUAAAUACACCUAUAUGGUGUGGUAUGACAGUAGAGAGAGCUAGUCCUAAGAGUGUACGUAUUACAGCAACUGAUGGAGAUGAUGGUGUUAAAAUAUUUGUAAUAAUGUCUAAUCCUAAAGACAGUGAGAAUUUACUACGCGCUAUAGAAUGGCGAAUACAAAGAUUAAAAUCAUCAGAAGAAAAUAAGCCAAAAUCUACAGAAGAUCAGGAUAGAGGUUCAGAAAAACGCAAAGCAGAUUCUACAGAUUAUGAAACUGUUGGUAAAAAAUCAAGACAAGUACCAGUAGGAGUAGCAGAGAGUACAAGAGAAGAGUCUGAUAGCAGUGUACAAGAUCCCGAGACAGAAGGUCCAACUAAUACUUAAACAUCUUGUGAAAGUCAUUCUUCGUCUUUAACAAUAAGAUCUGAAUCAUCGGAGUGAAAGAUGUAAAUACUGUCUUGUUUUAACACAAGGUGAAGAGAGAUUUUACUAGAGAUAUCUGUUAUACUGCCUAGUAUUACCAACGUUUAAUACAUGUGUACUUCCAAUUUGACAAGAACCGUGUGGAAUCGGAUACAUUUCGUCCCAGCGGUGCCAAUAUGGACAUUUUUUUUAUACGUGGACAUUCAUUCACGUGACCAUGUUUAUAAACAGAACGAAAUUUCUGUGAAAUUGAUCGUCUCGAAGAAGCAUUAGAUGUUUUGAUGCUGAAUUUGCCUGAAAGUGCUCUGAACGGAAUUAGAAGUAUGUUUGGAAGCAUGUUCUGAAGGCAGUGACAAGGUGCUUAUGUUUUCUGGUAACUGCAAAGUGAGAGAUUUGUUGUGAUUCCAUGAACAAAAAUAUUUGGUUAACAUUAUGUGUUUGUGAAAGAGAAACUUUCUUUUUCAAGUUUUAUGAAAAUCAUGGAUUUAAAACUCUCCAUAAAUAUCCAAUGAAUAAGGUGUGUGUCUAUUAGAUACACUUGAUAUUUAAAUAAAAGCAGGGAUUAAGUUUUAUGACUUGUGUAUGGAUCUAAACCAACUUAACUUUUGCCAUCUAUUCAAUUAAAAAAAGUAUUUUUAUAUUUGAAAAUGUCAAUAAUGUAUGUUUGAUAAUUAUGAUAAUGACCGAACUGAAAUUAAGUGCCUAUUAAAUUGAAUAAUAAUCUCUUAUUAUCCUUAAAGCCAAUUUUCCAUACAGUUUUGAUGCCUUGUCCAAAUCAUUGAAUUGUGACCGAUAGAUAAGUUGUAUUGAAUUAUUUUAAUGUUAUGAAAAGUCGAGUUCCCUGCAUACAAAUAGAUCCUGUAGAAAAAACAGUAUCCUCGCAACUGGUCUCAACGAAUAAGGUACAAAAACAUGGCUGUCCGUGAACAAUUCUCUUCCUCACAUUAUCUGUGUACCUGUAGUCUUAUUAGAUUACAAAUCCUAUUUUGUUUCAUUUUUAUACUUCAAAUUUUGUUUUAUUUGUCUUCAUGACACUUGAAUAUGGAAGAGUUUAACCAAUCAGGGAUUAACCAAUCAAUUCAGUUGUCAAAUAAAGUAGAAUGGACUGUCAGUUGAGGUCAUUGAAAGUAUUAAAAAAUACCAGAUCGAAUUAAGAUCUGUAGCUGAAUCAGUUACUGUUUUUAUCUCAAAAUGACCAAUGUUUUCUAGGCUAUAAAUAAACUAAAUGUUUGGUGAGGAAGAGGAUUUUAUAAUUAAUAGUUUUAAUGUCUCUGAAAAUGAACUCAGACUUUUGUCAAGCAAGGCUCAGAAAAUGUUAUGGAAAAUAAGCUUUGCUAUAGGAAAAUAAAAACCCCUUUAUAAUCUUUAACUGGGUCACUAACUAGAUAUGAAUAAACUGGUUUACCUUUAUUUGUUUCAUCUUAACCCUUUAGCACUAGGUACAGGUAAAUGUUGACUACCUAGAUUCCUUGAAAAAAAGUAGAGAAAAGUGAUAAUAACGGUAUAUUAAUAACAGUACAUCCCUGAAACCAUACAAGAGAGAUUAAUAAUACCUCUUUGUAUUGUAGGACCAUUUACUAGUUCUUAGGUGUGUUGCAUCUAUUCAUGGGGUGCUAUAAGUAGUUUCGUGCUUUCCAAGUGCUAAAGGGUUAAUUUUUUCAUGAUAUAUGUUAUUGCCUACCUUAUAUGGACAGUUCAAUACGACCUUUUGACCCACCCAGACAAAUCCUUAUGAAAUUAUCUAAUUGAUUUAAGAUUAUUUUAAAUUUGUAAUACAGGGUUGUUGUAAGUGAUAAUAUAUAUUAGCUAUAUGACUCGCACAAUUUCUCGAGUCCUGCAAAAUAUGCUGAUUGUAUUAUAACAUUUUUUUCUAUAUCUGGUGGCCUUUUCAGAAGCACAUUAUUCAUGUAUAAAGGGUAUUAUCAGUACAGGAAAAUCUAUAUAAAGUUUUGGAAUUGGUCAAUAUUUGAAGCUAUGUGUGAUAUCAGUGACUACAUGUACUGAGACACAUGUAGUUGUAGAAAAAUUCAAAUCCAACAGUGUAAUUGCUGGUGUGAGUUAGCAUUAUUAAAAUCCUGAUUACAAGGGUGUGUUUGAUUGAAAGUAUGUGCUUGAUUUCAAGCAAUCUGAAUCAAGAUUAUUUUUCCUCAUUCCAAGUAACAAUCUGGAUUUGAUUUCACAGAAUACAUACAUUACUCUGUCAUAGAUUUGUGAAUAACAUACAUUUUGAAUCUGAAGAAUCCUAACCACAAGUCCAAACUGCUGAUUCAUGUAUCUGAAUCAGACUGUAAAAGGAAAGUGAUCAAUCACCUAAACUAAUCUGAACACUCACUUCAGACAUGUACAACUGAGAGACUGAUACUUUGCUGUUAAAGCAUGUUUGUCGAUUCAGAUUUGAAAAUAUCUAGGAAAACGAACAAAAUAUAUACUGAAUCAACUUCUACUAUCAAAUGUUCCAAAUUUGUGAGAAUGAAUCUGGUAUAUCUAAGAAUGGGUUGUUCCUAGACCAAAUUUUGUUCUACUUUUAUUAAAUAAUUUAAUAUCCAGGAUCAUACCAUUAGCAUUGUAGACAACUUUGUAUCUAUUAUUAGCUCAUACAGGACCGUUUAUAGUCUGAAACAUUAAAACAAUCCUCUCUUAAAAAUAUGUCUUGCAUACUAGGGCUCCGAUUUUGGCCAUGUUUGCAAGUCUUCACUGACUGGCAUUGAAAUUGAUUGGCUAGAGGAAUUACUUGUCAGUCAAUUUACUGGGCAUAGAAUUAGUUAAAUUUAUAGUUCUUAUGUCUAUAAACACUUAUAAAAAUUGGGACAAUUAUGAAAUUGUCAUAUUCUUUGAAAAGUUGAAUAGUUAUCUUGUUUAACAAAAUUGACCAACUGACAAAAUUUGAAGGGAAUGCCCUGGCGCAGACAUAUCUAGGUCUUGAUCUCAGUGAUGGAAAUUUUUGGCACCCAAAGGCCAAAAUGAUUGUUUUCAAGAACUCUUAGGCUAUAAUAAUUCUGUUUAUACUAGGAAAUUGAAGUAUUAAAAUUAUGUGACAGUGUAAAUAGAGAAAUUACAUUCGAAUAUUUCCCUCCCAUACAUUAACUUUCUGGUUUGUCAUUUGUACAGAAAGAACUUUAAAGUUGCUGAUCAUCAUUUGAUGGAAACUGAAUCCCUUACAAACUACAAUAUUGUGAAAGUUGUAUUUCAGUCCAAAAAACAUAUCAGCGUCACCUGUAAGUGUUGGGUUAAAUAUUUUAGUGACCGUCUUUAUAAUCUAAUUGAAUCCAAGUAGGGAUAUUUUGUUUUUGUUUUCUUAAUAAAAUGUUAAAUAAUCAAUUUGAGUACUUUGUAGUGUUUAUUAAGCCGUGAAAAUUUCUAUGUUGUCUGAAAAAUGCAAAUGAGGAUCAGUGGCUUUAAAGAUAAUAUACAUUUUAAUUGUUAUAUCUAUCAAAUUUACUAAGUUUAUUAUCUUAUCAAGUGUUUGGUUACUUAGCAAUCACUGAAGAGUUUUUCACUUGUUUUUUUUUUCUUUCGAGAAAAUGAUAAUGCAUGUAACCAAUAUUGUACCUUUGUAUAUAAUUCAUCUUAAAUAACCUACUAAAAAAAAAUAUUGAAGACAG